AUGGGUUUUACUAAAGAAGAACAGUAUUCGUCCGAUGAUGAACCUCUUGAUAUAAAUACAGUAAAUGAUAGUGAUUUUGAUGAUGAUGAAGAGGAGGAUAUGAAGAGCAAAGUUUUCAGUUUCAAACCUAAAGUACGAGGAUCAGCCAAUAACUUGGAGGAUUUAGAUGAACCAUCCGAUAAUGAUGAUGGUCUUGAUGAAGCAUCUGAUGAUGACAAUAAAGAUGACAGCGUCUAUGAUAAUGAAGAAGUUGCAAAUGUGCAAGAUUCAGAGUUGAACGUUUCAGGUGGCGAUGAACCAAAACCCAAAAAGAAUAAGAAAUUAAAGAAGUUAACAUCUAAGGAACUCGAAAAAGAGCAAAAAAGAAUAAGAAAAACUGGUGUUUGUUAUCUAUCUAAAAUACCUCCAUAUAUGAAGCCUUCAAAAUUGAGAUCUGUCUUGUCAAGGUUUGGAGCUAUUGACCGUUUGUUUUUAAAGCCCGAGGAUAUUGCAGUAUACCACAAACGUGUAAAGUAUGGUGGAAAUAAGAAGAAGAAUUUCACUGAAGGUUGGGUUGAGUUUGUUAGUAAAAGUGAUGCAAAGUUAUGUGCGGCCACAUUAAAUGGGAAUAAGCUUGGUGGUAAGAAGACUUCUUACUAUUACGAUGAUGUUAUGAAUAUAAAAUAUUUGCAUGGAUUUAAAUGGCUCGAUUUAACUCAACAAAUUGCAAGAGAGAAUGAAGCCAGAGAAGCCAAACUUGCAAUGGAAUUAUCACAGCAGCAAAAACUUAACAAGUCAUUUAUACAUAAUGUUGAAAAAUCGAAGAUGAUCACCAAUAUUCAAAGGAAAAGACUGGCAAAACAACAGGAUUCUAAGCAAGAAGAAGAUGAAAUUAGAAGAAAUUUUAAGCAAAGAAAGGUUGCAAGUACACGUAGUGCUGCAAAGGAGGAAUUGAAGGAGAAAUCGAAACCAAACGAGAAAUUAAAUGAUAUUUUAUCAAAAGUGUUCUAA
Molecule: messenger RNA, 990 nt
Organism: Spathaspora passalidarum NRRL Y-27907
Lineage: Eukaryota; Fungi; Ascomycota; Pichiomycetes; Serinales; Debaryomycetaceae
Product: RNA-binding ATPase activator
Exons: 1
Coding region: 1-990 (329 amino acids)
Biological process (GO): endonucleolytic cleavage in ITS1 to separate SSU-rRNA from 5.8S rRNA and LSU-rRNA from tricistronic rRNA transcript (SSU-rRNA, 5.8S rRNA, LSU-rRNA); endonucleolytic cleavage to generate mature 5'-end of SSU-rRNA from (SSU-rRNA, 5.8S rRNA, LSU-rRNA); endonucleolytic cleavage in 5'-ETS of tricistronic rRNA transcript (SSU-rRNA, 5.8S rRNA, LSU-rRNA)
Cellular component (GO): nucleolus
Molecular function (GO): RNA binding
Source: RefSeq, a predicted model, not a curated record